Molecule: messenger RNA, 1683 nt
Organism: Diatraea saccharalis (sugarcane borer)
Lineage: Eukaryota; Metazoa; Arthropoda; Insecta; Lepidoptera; Crambidae
Source: the annotation of a GenBank genome assembly
AUGACAACGAUAACAAUCACCAUCUUAAUUUUGGCUUUAACGUCAGUUUAUGGAUACCAUGAUCCUGACCUCAACUACCAUUUGAGUCAAGUGCAGAAACUUCAAGGUUGUGAUGACAGUGGGUACUCAUAUCCGGCACCCACCGUACAAUUGACUACCGGCGGAGUAAAACUUGCUGCGAAACCGAUUAUUUCAUCUCCCUCUUAUCAAUACUCUGGAUACGCCGCUGGGUCUGCAUAUCAAGCUAUUGCACCACAGACCACUUAUAUAGCGCAACAACCUGCAACUUAUCAAACUUCACCUCUUCUAUCACAAUCUAAUUAUGUUACUGCAUCAGCAUCUAAAGAAGUGCAUGGGUAUGCCACCUCCGCUGGAUUAUCAUCAGUAGAUUCACGACCGAGGACUGUUAUACCACAAGCGACUUACGCUCAAGCACCGAUCCUUGCCAAAGUGACCGCUGCUCCACUUAUUGCAAGAUUUUCAGUGGCACCUGCUAAAACAACUUACGUAUCUCAAAACUAUGAAUCACAAACGACUGGAUCAGCACGAGCAUCUCUCAAUUCUUAUGGUACAGUGCAAACUGGAGGACCUGUUGUGUCCCAAGUAAUCGCAGCUCCAUCUGCUACCUACGACAUUUCAGCGACUUUAAAAUCAAGGCAACCACAAGUAUUCACACCUGCAGCAUCGGCUGCUCCACAAUACGCCCAAGUGAGACCUGUCCAAGUCCUGUCUCCCGUAACUCAAUACACCUCUAACGCAAAUCAAUAUACGCAAUCUUCGAUUUCAAAUUCUGUAAGUGGAGCACAAUACUUCAGUCCCGCUAUAACUCAAUAUAAUGCUCCAGCUGUUGCUCAAUAUUCAUCACAGAAUGUAUCACCUUUUGCGCACUAUGCCUCACCAGCUAUACCUCAAGUACAAUAUGGAGCGCCGACUGUAACCCAAUACUCUGCACCGUCAGUCACUCAAUAUUCAGCACCAGCAGUCACUCAAUAUUCCGCACCCGCAACCGCUCAUUACUCCGCAUCGGCAGUAACUCAAUACGCCUCACCGGCAGUGGCUCAAUACUCCACACCGACAGUGACUCAAUACUCCGCACCUGCAGUGACUCAAUAUUCCACACCGACAGUGACUCGAUAUUCCACACCGACAGUGACUCAAUACUCCGCACCUGCAGUGACUAAAUACUCAGCACCAGCAGUUACUCAUUACUCCGCACCGGCAGUCACUCAAUACUCCGCACCGGCAGUUGCUCAGUAUGCUGCGCCCGCUGUCGCUCAAUACUCAGCAAUAACUCAACAUAGUGCUACCGGAGCAGGUGUACAAUUCGCCACAUCAAACGUCGGCCUGAGUCAACACAGGGUUCAAGUGGCACCAGUGGUAGCGCCGGUUGCAGUCUCUGCACCUGUGCAUCGCAUUGCUUCCGCCCCGGUACCAGUUAAGAACGUACACACAGAAUUUCUGGAGAAUUAUGAUGCUCAUCCGAGGUAUGCUUACGAGUACGGUGUCAAUGACCCUCACACUGGUGACAUUAAACAGCAGAAAGAAGAACGAGACGGCGAAGUUGUGAAAGGUCAGUACUCGCUGGUGGAGCCCGACGGCUCCGUACGGACGGUGGACUACGUGGCCGAUUGGGAGACCGGUUUCCAUGCAGACGUUCGCAAUAGCAAAGACAAACGCCAAUAG